Cyprinodon variegatus (sheepshead minnow) is the source of this 2157-nucleotide messenger RNA. It is a transcript of the gene efna3b, whose product is annotated as ephrin-A3-like. Lineage: Eukaryota; Metazoa; Chordata; Actinopteri; Cyprinodontiformes; Cyprinodontidae. Gene Ontology annotation, biological process: axon guidance; ephrin receptor signaling pathway. The record is from RefSeq and is a predicted model, not a curated record. The coding region runs from base 544 to 1209 and encodes 221 amino acids. The transcript has 6 exons. Gene Ontology annotation, molecular function: ephrin receptor binding. Gene Ontology annotation, cellular component: plasma membrane.
GAACGAGUGCUGCCUACCAAGCAGUGAGGGAGAAGGAGGAGAAGGAGGAGAGGAGCGACGUGUGGGCAGCCUGCUCACCGCGCGCAAUGCUUGGAGAAAGGAGGAAAGCUUGAGUUUGGUGCUGCUCAGCUGCACAUCUGAGAUCAUCUGCGCGUUUAUUGGAAGUAAAGGAAAUGAUCUUUAGCAUAUAAAAAAAGAGAGAAGGACUUCAUUGAGUAUUUUAAAAUUGUAGCUCAUUCAUUAAAUCAAACUGCGCGCAGCUCUUUCUCGGACUGAUUUAAAGACCCUGGAGAAGCAGCGAGCUGCGUCACUUCUCCAGGGGCCCCAGCAGCAGCAGCGGUUCCCCGGUGACAGGAGGGGAGGUGGGGGGGACUGGAGAGGUGCACGGCUCUGUUAUAAACACGGACCAUAAACUCCGCUUUUUGAAGCUCUGCAGGAGGAAGGAGAAGGCAUUGCUGGGAUGUUGGAGUCGCGCUGUUUGGUGGAGUGACCGACAGAGAGAGAGAGAGAGUGGCCGCAGAGAGCGAGAGAGGAGCCGGGAGCAUGGCUCUGGCAGCGCUGUCUCUCUGGGUGCUCACUAGUCUCACCUGGGGCCGCCUGCUCCAGGUGUCAGCCAACAGGCACUCCGUUUACUGGAACAGCUCCAACAUACAUCUUCGCAGGGAGGGUUACACGAUGCAGGUGAACGUCAACGACUACCUAGACAUCUACUGCCCUCAUUACAAUGACAGCCAGCGCAUGGUGGGCACAGGAGAGCAGUACGUCCUCUACAUGGUCAGCUACCGUGGUUACAGGAACUGUGACCCUCAAAUGGGCUUCAAGAGGUGGGAGUGCAACCGGCCCCACGCCCCCCACGCGCCUAUCAAGUUCUCUGAGAAGUUCCAGCGCUACAGCGCCUUCUCAUUGGGCUAUGAGUUUCAUGUCGGCCAAGAGUACUACUACAUCUCCACUCCUACUCAUCACCAUGGACGCAGCUGUCUCAGACUACGUGUGUACGUCUGCUGCUCCACAGCCUCAGAUGUGGAUGAUGAACCAGAGCCUACAGAACCAGACUACACACUAAGACCAGACCUAAAAAUCGAUGAUAUUGAUGAAUUCAACCCUUUUGUUCCGAAACUGGAGAAGAGUGUUAGCGGAAGCAGUCCAUCCAGAGAUCGACUUCUCCUCACCAUGACGAUGCUCUUUCUUGCUGCCCUCUUCAUCUCCUAGCAGCAGGUGUCCCGUCAGCAUCACCAUGCCUUUUGGAGGGGACUAUUCCCUGUCUCCGUGCAGGGGGGUAGGGUCAGAGGAAAAACAGAGAGGGCAUACAAGGGCAGGAGGGAAGAGAGAUUUUUUUUUUUAAUAUACAUUUUUCAAUUUUCAACGUGGAGAUGAGUUUGUUUGUACCAUUGUUUUUUUUUUUCUUUUUUUUUUUCCUCAAAGUGAUUAAGGAAAGACAUCCAGGGACUCAGUGACACACACCGAACUGUUGAGUUGUGUUAAACUGAGCCUGUUUACACGGGCACAGGUGCCGUUGACUGUGUUUUGUUUCUGUUUGCGUCUGCUUACCUGUGUGUCUGAGCAGACUGCAGGGUGAGCUUGUUGAGUCACGCUCACCCCUCCAAGCAUUUAUACAAUGAAGAGAGUCAGGGCUAAAACUUGAACUUUCAAAGAAAAAAACUCCUACCACCCAAUAAAAAAAUGAUUCAGAUGCUUUUUUUUUUCUUUUUUUUUUUUUUUUAAAUCUGAUUGGCUAAAACACUUUCUUAGGACUAGUUGCUACAAUUUCUUGCACCAAGACUGAACAGAUUAGAUUUCAGUAGACUGAACUGAUAUUGCCUUUUCUCCUUCUGGAUGCUGGGAGCUUGAACUAGUCAACAAAGGAACAAGUAAAUAACCCAGAAAAGAAUGUGCUUAAUCUGGUUAGGAAACUAGAGAGAGUAGCUAAUUCUUUCUAGACACCCAGGAAACAUCACUGGGUUCAAGAUGCAAGCAUUUCAUCCACCAUGUCCUACUAUGGUUUGGUCUGAUCAAUCUGUAGAAGGGCAAAGGUGAAAAUAGAGAGCAUUUAAAUGAUGACAUUUUACUAUGUUGUAACUUUUUGUGGAAACAAAAAAAAAAUUAAAUGUGCCAUUUUAAGAAUUUGCAAGGGUUUGUAGAUGUUUUAGGUUUCUGAGU